This is a messenger RNA of Aspergillus neoniger CBS 115656, 2376 nucleotides long. RefSeq lists its product as uncharacterized. Bases 1 to 2376 code for a protein of 791 amino acids. The transcript has 2 exons. The record is from RefSeq and is a predicted model, not a curated record. Lineage: Eukaryota; Fungi; Ascomycota; Eurotiomycetes; Eurotiales; Aspergillaceae.
AUGGCGUUCUUUCUCAUCUGUCCCCGGUUCCGAAAAUACUGGAAAGGCUCAGACUCCGACACAAGACACUCCUACAAAUUGAACUCCGCUAGACCAGCACCAGAUGGCGAUUCGGAUGGGUAUUCCAAGGACAGGCACGAUGUCGCACGCCCCGGUCAUCCCAGACGCUCCUCCGGUGGCCUGCCCGAUAGACUCCGUAGACGUUUCUCUCGAGAAGCCAGAGACCAGCGUGUGAAGCCAAAAAAUGAUUGCAGAAAGUCUGGCUCCCCAGCAUAUCCAUUCUCUUCCAGAUUUGCCAGUCCUGGUGAAAGAGUAGCUACUCCCGACGAGGUUGGGAGCAGCUUCAUGAGCGAAAGGGGAUAUGACAGCGACGCGCAGUUCAUAAGCACCCCCAAGCAGAUCAGCCACACCAGAGACCAUCCAUAUAAUCCACGUAUCCUUGAGGAGGCUGCUAUCUCCCCUUUGCGGCGCGAGAUGGAACAGGGGAUACCAUAUGUGCAGGCUCAUAGUCCAGAGUUCGAAGACCUAGAGAGUGCACCAUGUGCGGAACCUACUAUAAGGGAAGAAUCACAAUCUGCUCUGCGUUCGAAGAGUCAGGUGUCUUGCAUGACCCAAUUGUCUCAAGGCUCCUCUGCCUUCCGCGGCACAGAUGAUGGGAGCCGUCGAAUCAGGAUUGCAAAGCCUCAAAGAGGUAUGGCGGGCAGUCCAGUUCAAGGCAAGAUGAGAAAUGGACCUGUGUAUCCAAAACAACACGGAUACCGGCCUCCCCUUCGAAUGGCUUCACCUGAUCCUGGUAUACAUGGCUCGGGUUAUUCGACUCCGGUGUCUCCUGUGCCAUUCUCGUAUGCCACGUCUGGAGACUCUUUGGUUGGGCCAUCUUCACAGAUCUCUGUCAGGAAACGACGCCGGCAGCCCCCCGCAGGCCCUGUACCAGACGAUUGCUCUGUUCAUCUUGGUGACUUGAAUAUCCCGACGACCUUGGCGUCUCGCUCAACGUCUCCUCGUAUGCUAUCACCGAAACAGUCGUUUGAUGAGAAUCGGUGGAUCAGCACUGCUGGGACGUGGAACGUAUCCCAGCCAUUUCACGACUUUUCUGGGUUUGGAGCAGGAAAGGCACCGGAUACCUACGCAACAGGACCAAGACCUAGGGGACCAGUGAACCAGGCGUCCUCGUGCUAUUCUCAGAAGACCAGCCUGUCAUCUACAGAUGAUCGAGUCGGCUCUAUAGAUAGACGGAUACAGAAUCAGGCCAACACUAAACAAUCUCAUGAACCCAUCGCUUCUUUCAGUUGUUCCCCUCGAUCAUUGGAGUCGUCACUGGUGAAUGCUCGUUAUGCUCCCAUUGCAGAUCAGGAUGCAGAUAAAGUUGAAGCGCAGAAAAACAUGUUUUCCGAGAGAUUCGAAUCAGCCCGUUCACUCAGCUCUCCUGCACAUGGCCAUGACGACGCGGAUACGGACCUUGCAUCGCCUCGCAAGGUGAGUGUUGGAUGGAUGUCAGGGGGCCGGCGACUUGGAUACGGAUACGCUCUGGUACCUGCAAUUGACGGAGCCGAUGAACCUCCAGAGAAGCCCAAUUACAUUGGGUCCAGUGUCCCAGGAGUGACACCUGUAGGCGUGGAUCUUCGAAGUGGAUCAAGGCCCUUUGGGAAGGAGACUAUAGGACAAAACAAGAAGAUGUCUCCUAAGGCCGGGAAUUCCAACUUCGAGCUAUCGAGCGUUGUGAGUCGCAUACGUCUUCGCAGCUUCUCUAGUGCAUUUAGUGAAGGCUUGGGUGAACAGCUCAAGUCCUCAGUGCUGGAGAAAUUCUCCAAGCGUAAGGAGCAGCUCGAUCCCACUGCAGUUGAUACAAAAAAUCCCUGGGACUUCUGCUCUUGGGUUGAUCCAAACCAGCCUGCGAGCGAACAACAGAAUGAACAAAAAAGCUCGUCAGUCUCUACCAGAAGUACUGAGGGGCGACCUUUGGGCAGAUGGGCGACCUUGCGACGUACAGGGAGUUUGUUGAAGGGUCGCAGCGUGUCAGCGAUUACGCGCGGCUUUGAAGCCAACUCGACUGCGACAAUGACCACUCCAGCUGGGAGAUACCCCGUGGCGCGGAGAAAGGAGGGUCGCAUUCUCAAAUUCAAGGUCCUCGACCGUAAAAAUAGGGCUAAGAGUGCCGACGACGAUGUCCCUAUCGUCUCCGCCGAGAACUUGCAUGAAACAGCCGGCUCAGAUGAUUUCCAGCACGAGGGACAAGAACACGACCAGCAGACCGUCCAGACAGGCACCCAUAAUACCAAAAAGGAUCGGUAUAAUUCUUCUGACAAAACCGGAUCAGAGUCUAUCACAGAUGACUGGAAAAGUACUUACCAGGACUACCAAGAAAUGCUUGGGUAG